This is a messenger RNA of Paramecium sonneborni, 1659 nucleotides long. The record is from the annotation of a GenBank genome assembly. Lineage: Eukaryota; Ciliophora; Oligohymenophorea; Peniculida; Parameciidae.
AUGACAGAAACAUAACAAUUAGAAGAGUUUACAAUUUAUGGAAUUUAAAGUGAAUUCAGUGCAAGAGGUUAAAUCAAAUAUGAGGAUUUGAGAUUGCUUAUAUCCGAUUAUAUGUAGAUGCAACCUAUAUUUUUCCUUGUAAUUUAAAUUUUAGAGGAAGAACAUAAAAUUUAGAUAGUUGAAAAGAUCAAAAUUGAUAUUUAAACUAUAUUCUCAACUUUUAGAUCACUAUCUUUUUUACAUGAAGUUCCAAGGGUAUUUAACUUAUUUUCAAUUUCAGUUUCUAAAUGGACGUUUAACACACCUUAAUGUUCGCAAUAUUAAAGCAGCAAUUUAACUAUAUCAUGACGGACUUCUUACGUAAUUACUUAAGGUUUAUAUAGAAUGAAGGAUAUCAAAGAUGCUUGUCUUAUAUUUCAUCUUAGAGAGUAGGAAUUAAUGAGUGAAGGUGUACCAUGUAAUGCAACUGAAAUUAACAAUUUAUUAUGGGUAUAAUUAUAUAAAUAUUUCUAGGCAAUAGGAAAAGCUAUUAGUAGUAGUGUCUUAGAAGAAUGGAUUAAGAGAUGCACUGAUUUUCUUUAGAUUAAGGGAUUCAUCUAAGAAUUUGAAUUUCUCUAUCUGAUGGCCAAUACAGUUGAUAGAUGGGCUUAUUAUGAGAAAAUUCCAAAAACAAAGAUGGAUUUAACUAGAGAUCCAAAAAUGGUUUAUAUUAUUUAUAUUGCAAUAGGAUAAUCUCUAUGUUGUUGAUUAGACUGGUUAUAAAACUGCCAAGAAUCCAGAUGCUAAAAUUUAGCAUUAUAUGAAUUAUCAAUAUAAUAUGGAUAAGGCUGUAUUUAAGGGGAGAUCUUUAAAAGAUAGAAAUGAAUAUUACAUUUAAAAAAGAACUCAAAAACAUUAGUAAUUCUUAAAAAAUAAGGAUGCAGGUAUUGGUGAGUUUAAGAAACUCUUAAGAGAUCCUGAAUUAUAUGUUGAAAUAAAAUCUAAAUUAAAAAAUGCUUAAUAAAUAUUGAAUCAUUCUAAAUUAAAUGGAAAGAUGUUAAGAGUUUAAUUAUUAGAAGAAUUUGCAGGCUCAAAAGAACUAUUACAUAAUUAACAUAAUAAAUAAUUAUAAUAAGAGGAAUCAAGGAAAAGCAUACCAACAAUAAAAUAAUUAAAAGAACAUCCAUAAUUUUAGAAAUAGACAUAAAAAAUAUAGAUAUCUGAAGCUAUCGAUGAUAUUAGAUUAGAUGUUUAAUAACAUAAAAAAAUGAUGUAAGAUCCUGCUUUUAUGACUGAAUAUUUAUAAAGAACAUCUAGUGCAGUAAGUACAAAGGCAUCAAUUAGACGAAUUUAAAGUGGAAAAUUAGGAGUUUAAUCUUAAUCAUCAUUAAGACCAUCAACUGCUUUAAUAAUGCCAACGCAUAAUAAAAUUUCAAGACCCAUUACAUCAAUCAGUAAUUAAGAGUAUUAAAAACCUAGAUUAUCAUAAACAAAGGUUUAAUAAUAAAUAUUUAGUAUUUUUAGAUUCCAUAAAUUUUGGAUGAAGAAAUUGAAAUAUUUGAAAAUGAACAAUAAGAUAAAAAGAAUUAGAAUACUGUUUUUUAUGGUUCAUCGAAUUCAACUAAACGUUUAUUUAACAUAGACUUACCAUGGCAUCAUAAACCAUCGUUAUAAAUUUGA